Molecule: messenger RNA, 1656 nt
Organism: Mucor mucedo
Lineage: Eukaryota; Fungi; Mucoromycota; Mucoromycetes; Mucorales; Mucoraceae
Exons: 2
Coding region: 1-1656 (551 amino acids)
Source: RefSeq, a predicted model, not a curated record
AUGGGCAGGUUAUUUUUUUAUGUGCUACUCAUAGCUACAUUGUUUGUUUCGUUUUCCUUGGCAAAAAGGAGCAGAAUUACUAGCGAAGAGAAAGAAGAGUUAGCAGCGAUUGCAGAAGAGGAACGUGUGACAGCCGAAGCAGUUGCAAAGGGCGCUUUACGGGUGGGUUCUGCAAACGUGCUUGUACCCGAUGCAUCUUCUGAACACCCUCUUAUUAUUUCUAACCCCGAAGACCAACCUUUAUGUAAACCCAAUAUCACUCUUACCCCCUCCCACCAAGUAAAUGUCAUGGAAGGUUAUGAAUUUAUGGUUCUUGCCAACGAGAUCAAAAAUCCACGUAAAAUCAUAUUUGAUCAAGCCAACCAUCUUUUAGUUAUGUCUCCAGGAGAAGGUCUAUAUUCCGUUCGUAUGGAUGAAUGUGGAAAUUCAGACAUCAAAUUAAUUUUAGAAAGUGAUGAAAUGGACCAGCCUAUCGGCCAUGGUGUUGCUAUUUUUGAUAGACAUAUCUUUGUGUCUACUGCUAAUUCCGUAUACAAAUUCCCAUAUAGCGAUGGUCAACAUUCUCCUAUUCAAAAUGGUGUCAAGGUGAUAACGAAUAUUCAUCCCGAUGAUCCUGAUGCGGCUACUGAUGUUGCAGUAGACCCUUUUGGUCAUGUGUUCAUCCCUCGUAUUGUCACCGAUUUAAACGCCAAAGUCACAGCUAAAGAUGCCAUGAUCAAAAAGUUUAACCUCCGUCUUAUUCCCGAACAAGGUUUUGAUUAUGAGAAAGACGGUGAGAUUCAGGCCCUUGGUGCGAAUACUCAAGGUAGCAUGGGUUUCGACGCUCAAGCCCGUCUAUGGGGUAUUAAUGGUGUCACAUCUAAUAGCAUUGUUAGAGAGGAUUUAAGCUCUGAAGCCAAUCUUGCAGUUUCUGGUAUUGCUGAAGAGAUGAAUUUAUAUGAAUUUCCAAAAAUGAACUAUGGUUAUCCUUACUGUAUGACUGAAUUUGACAUGUUGGGUGUUUCAACCUUAGGUAAAGGUUUAGGUACACAAUGGGGACACCCAACCUUCAUGAACGACACGUUUAAUUUGGAUGAAUAUUGCCAAGACGAAACAUCCAAUCGCCCUCCUUCUGUGCCCCUCCCUUCCAACUCUUAUGCUUCCAGUGUUCACUUUUACAUGGGAACUUUUUGCUCAGUUGGCGAUCUGACUACUCAAGGUUCCUCUGUCGGUCUUCCUUGUAACUGGACAGAUACACCUAUCAUUGCUAACCACGGUAUUGAUGGUAUCUCCGGAGGACACAAUGUUGUUCGUAUUCACUUUGAUGAUGUCGGACAUAAACCUCGUUGGGAUUUAGAGCCUGAUAUUAUCUUACAGGAGGCUACACCUUGUAAAGGUGCGGGCUGUAUCAGUCCUUUCGGUUUAGCUGUAGAUCAAUUUGGUCGUUUGUUUAUCAGUAGUGAUGAGACUAAUGAAGUAUUUGUUGUAUCCCGUAUUUACAACCAAAAUGCCGUUCAGAUUUUGACAGAUAGAGCUAACGCAGAUGAUGGAGAUGAUGAGGAGGAUGAAAAGAAGCCUGAAAAGUCUGGUGAUAAAGACGAUGAGGAACUCGGUGAUAAGGAAGACGAGAAAUAUGAUAAGGACGACGAAAAAUCUGAUGAUAAAGACGAAGAGUAA